Messenger RNA from Triticum dicoccoides, 767 nucleotides. RefSeq names its product chaperone protein dnaJ 11, chloroplastic-like. The coding region runs from base 1 to 510 and encodes 169 amino acids. The transcript is spliced from 2 exons. The record is from RefSeq and is a predicted model, not a curated record. Lineage: Eukaryota; Viridiplantae; Streptophyta; Magnoliopsida; Poales; Poaceae.
AUGUGCCCGGCCGCCCCAACUACAGCCGAUGUGCCGUCCAGGACGCACUGCUCCCGCAUUGGUUGCAGUUGUGUCGCGUAUGGGGCCUCCAUCGAUGAGCUUCAGUGCCGCUCUCAAACGCGCUAUAAAGGCCACUAUCUAUACAUCAUUUCAUCGAGAGGUCGUGUCGCCGGAGCCCGGCGGUGCGUGCUGGCGCGGGCUUCUGCGACGAUGGCACCACCGGCUAGGAGGACGCACUACGAGGUGCUCGGGGUGGGCGUGGGGGCCAGCAGGGGCGAGAUCAAGGCGGCGUACCGGCGCCUGGCGAGGGACGUGCACCCGGACGCCGCAGGCGCAGGCGGCGACGAGGGGUUCAUCCGGCUGCACGCGGCGUACGCCACGCUGGCCGACCCCGACGAGCGCGCGCGCUACGACCAGGAUGUGGCCAGCCGCGCCGCGGUGAUCACGACGCGGCGGGCGGCGGGGCCAGCGUUCCGACGCAGGACGUGGGAGACGGACCAGUGCUGGUAGGACGGCCGGACACACGCAUGCUCUGCUUUCCCGUUCGCCAGGCCGCCGGCCGUUUGGUUCAGACACGGCGCCAUGUUGUGCUCGUGGUCGCCGGAGGAAAAACCGCGUCAGCUGCUGCGCGCUGUUCGAUCCGUCUUGGACGGCCCAGAUCAGGUGAUGCGUGUAAACUGCGGCACGGCGGGAGACGUUUUUAUAGAUCUCAUGUGCGUUCGAUCAUUAGCAAGAUGCAAAAUAUGUACUACUAGAUCGAUUAGUCU